AUGAAACCACCUUCUCAACAACAACUCUUGGGUAUUUGUCUCCUUCUCCUCUUCGUCAUGUUGUGGAUUCUUUUAGAAGGAAACGAACUUGCAUAUCCUCAUGUUCAUGCAUCGUCAGUGCAAGCCAUUCCCUUCGUUUCGCUUAUUCACGAAGAGAAUCGUGAUCAUUCCUCUUUGAUUGAAGAAGAGACUCUUUCCUUUCCACUCUCUCAUGAAAAUAAUUUGAUGAACCAGUUGAAUCGAUUGCAAACACUCAUGAAUCGAAGAGAAAUGAUUCAUUCGUUUUCUGCUGUGAAUCGUUUGAAACAAGUGGACUACAAUGAACAAGUUCAAAUUGUGAAACAAUUGAAUGAACCUCGAAGUCAGUUUAUUGUCAAGUUGAAGGAAUUUACAAAUGAAUUCAAUGAGGAUGAACCAUUCAUGGCAAAGUUGAAUGCAACUGAUAGAGACAUGGAAUGGCUACAAUCCAUGGUUAUGAAAUCUGGAAAACCUUUGAGAUUUUCAAAUGUCUUUGCAGUGGUGGCCAAAACGUCAGAAAUCAUUUCAUCUUUCAAAGCUAUUGAAUGGAUUGAUGAAUAUGAACCAAGAUUCAAAAGUGCUUUGAAUUUUCAAAAAAUUCAACAACUCGCUCAACGACAACUUGGCGAGACAUUUCACACUUCCAGUAGUUCUGUUAAUAAGAAUGACAGCACGAACAAGAAUCUGAUACAUGUCAUUAUUACCAUUCUCCCAUCUCUUGAUGCCAUUCUUGUCAAUCAAGAACUCGAAGAAGCUCAUCUCAUUGCCAAUGAAUUGAAUUCCAAACUCACAGAAUGGUUUUCCCAACAACGACAACAGCAAUGGAAAACAACACCCAAAAGAAUCCUUCAAUAA
Naegleria fowleri is the source of this 873-nucleotide messenger RNA. RefSeq lists its product as uncharacterized. The record is from RefSeq and is a predicted model, not a curated record. The transcript has a single exon. NCBI's taxonomy places the organism in Eukaryota, Heterolobosea, Eutetramitea, Acrasida, Naegleriidae. Bases 1 to 873 code for a protein of 290 amino acids.